Molecule: messenger RNA, 1464 nt
Organism: Auanema sp. JU1783
Lineage: Eukaryota; Metazoa; Nematoda; Chromadorea; Rhabditida; Rhabditidae
Source: the annotation of a GenBank genome assembly
AUGGUCGAGUCCUUUGUGGAAAAACUGAAACGAAUACAAGAACAGAAGAGGAAACAAUUAUCAGAACUGCAGAGAGCUUCUCAAAAUGAGAACAAUGGUGAUCGAAGUUUGGCUUCUAUUUCUAUGACAUCUCAUGCGAACAGAACAGCUCCAGCUGGAACCAAGUUCUUAGAUUCUAGUAAUAUAGUCCCAUCCAAUCCUCCAGUUUCUAGCUCAGUGGCUAGACCACCCAGAGCAUCAAACUCUACUGCUCUUCCUCCAAGAGUGCCCAGCUCAAAUAGUCGUCGUGUAUUUGAAGAAGGGGAUAUGGAAGCUGCUCGUUUAAGAGAGGCUAGGCAAGGGGACAAAGAAAAUAGUCAUAGUUUGAGAAAGCGGAGUCAGAGUGCACAUUACGAAAGUGCCAAGCCCGUCGUUGCCCCUAUCAGUCAAAAACUUGCAACUUCUGUACCAUCAUUACAUGACACGAUAACGGUGAAGGGCAGGGUGUUUUUAAAAAUUAAAUUAUUAGGUAAAGGAGGGAGCUGUAAGGUUUAUGAAGCGAUGGAUGAGAAUACGCAUGAAUUAUAUGCCAUCAAGGUUGUAGACCUAGGUGAUGAAGAAGAACUUCGAAAAGCCUAUUUGAAUGAAAUCAGGCUAUUAGAAGAUCUUCAAGGUACUAACCACGUUAUUUUUAUGCAUGAUUAUGAAGUUAGGGAUAGCGAAAAUCUACUUUAUGUUGUUUUGGAGAAAGGAGAAACCGACUUCUGUACAUAUCUUUUGUCUCGGCUUAAAGAGGAGAGCAUAGACUCUUCUUUCAUUCAGUUUUAUUGGAAGGAAAUGCUCAAAUGCGUCAAAGCUAUUCAUGACAAGAAAAUUGUUCAUUCUGAUCUCAAGCCUGCUAACUUCUUGCUGGUCAAAGGUCACCUCAAGCUUAUAGAUUUCGGCAUAGCUUCGUCUAUUCCCAAGAAUCAGACAUCAGUAUUGAAGGAUUUUCAAAUGGGAACACUGAGUUAUAUGGCUCCCGAGUCUCUCAGUUUUUCCUGUUCUGAUAGGUCGAAAUAUAAGCUGCCUCUGAAAUCAGAUGUAUGGUCACUGGGAUGUAUUUUGUAUAACAUGGUAUAUGGUGUUCUUCCUUUCAAUCACAUCAAGAACCAAAGUAUGAAGAUGGCUGCAAUCACAAAUCCUUCGUAUAAAAUUGAAUUUGACGAUUGUCAAGAUAAUGAUUUACUCGAGACGUUGAAGUUAUGUUUGGAACGAGAUGUGGAGAAGCGAGCAACUAUCGAUCAGUUGUUAAAUCAUCCAUACUUGACUGGAAGCAAGACUAGUCCUUCUUCUCCGGUUCCAUCAGAUCUAAUGCAGUUCGUACUAGAAUUACAAGAGAACACACCUAAUACGGCUAUGAAAAAAGUCAAGAGUUUGGUCUCCCGAGAGAAGAAUGCGGCCAAUCAGGCAAAAUCGUCAUUUUCGUUGGAGAUUGUGGAGUGA